Sus scrofa (pig) is the source of this 4186-nucleotide messenger RNA. The record is from RefSeq and is a predicted model, not a curated record. NCBI's taxonomy places the organism in Eukaryota, Metazoa, Chordata, Mammalia, Artiodactyla, Suidae.
GGGAAGGGGUUCUCGCGCGAUUGGGCGAGGUUUCCGGUGUUGUGACUGAAACCCGUCAAUAUGGCGGCGAUCGGCCGCGGCCGCUCGCUGAAGAACCUCCGAAUACGAGGGCGGAAUGACAGCGGCGAGGAGAACGUCCCGCUGGACCUGACCCGAGGUAACGCGGGGCGCCGCGGGCGCCGGCGACGGUGUUCUACUGGGGAGGAGUCGGGGGCUAGGGGCCGCGGGCAGGGGCGGGCCCGGCACGGGACCCGCGGGGGUGCGGGAAGCAGAGCCCGAGCCCCGCCUGCCGGCCCGCGGGAACCAAGCCCCGGGCAGUCUCGCCGGACCCAUCCCCCUUCUCGGUGCCCGCUUUCCUCGCCCCGAGCCCUUCUCCGGGCCUCUGGGUGCUGCGGGUGCCGGGGAGGACCGAGCGGGACUCGGCGGAGCCUGCGACCCACUGGGUUCUCUCGACCCCAGAGGCAGCGUGGUCCUCCUAUCCCGGAGCUCGAGCAGCCGAAUCCCGGGGGCGGCCAGAGGGAGGUAGAGACUGUUAUUUAGGUUGCCGGAGGAUGUCUGAGGGAAGAGCGACCACAUCCUGCCCUCCUCGUCCCCCAUAGCCGAAGCCGGACUGUCUUGGUCUUCGCCGACUGCGUGACUGCUUUUCUUUUUGCCCACCGCCCUGCUGCGGGGACCCGCAGCAUUGAUAACUCGGUAGCGAAACCUGGAGCCCGUGAUUUCUGCUAAGUGUCUGGUUUACGCUGUAUUUGCCUCCUGUUUCCCUUUCUCGGGCGGCUGGGACUGUAGUUGGCAAAGACCGCCCCCUCACCCUCGCUGCAGGUUCAUUGUUUACCUUCUGCAGUGGCGAUGGGUUUGUUUAUACCUUUGGAACUGGGUAACCCCCAGUUAUAUUUUUAAGGACCUAAUCCGGCUACGGGCCAGUGUAUCAUCUAUUAGUCACCGUACUGGUGUUUAUUCGACAAUAUCUUGCUGAGGAUUCAGUGGUUAUACACAAGAUUUUUCUUUUCUCUUCCAUGGUAAACAAGAUUUGGUCUAUUGAUUCCGAAGAAGUCCUACUUCACACCGGCUGGCUGUAACUUAGAGUGUAAUCUGGUUCAGCUGUACAGAAUCAGUUUCCUUUUUGAGAUCUUAAACACACUUUAGGAGGUUAAAAAAAAAGUUGUUUUAACAUUAUACAUAAUACUAAAAAUUUUAAUCUACGUUUUACCUGGCAUAAUGAUUUUAUCUACAGUAUUUGUUAGACGUGGGCUCACUGUUGAGGUUCAUCUCUGUAUUUAAUACGUAAAGCAUACCUCAUUCUCUAAUUCGUUUUAUUUUGUAUGUCAUAAAGUAAGAUUACUGUUUUGUAAACUAAAGUCUAGUUUUUAUUUAGCUACAAGAGUACAUUUUUCUAACAGUAUUUUAUUCUGAAAAUUCAGGGACUUAUUUUUGUGUGAACUAGUUCCUUUUACAGGCAGAAGAGUUUCUAAGAUAAAAUAGGGCUUAAGUAAUAGAAAUGGCAACUGAUUAGAUCACUAAUACACUUAACUGGAACUUUUUUUAUUCAGCAGACGGUUUGAAUAUUAAUGUAGAGAGGUGUAAAACUUUUGACUUUUGUGUAACAGUUUGGAAACUUGACUAUAUAUAACACAUACAAAAAGUCUGAAGUAUAUGUGCAAGAAGAUAGCUCUAGUAAGUUUCCUAACAAAAUAAGCAAAAUUCCCACAGGCCUCAAUUUAGCAUUUGAGUUUUGUAACAGAUGUAAAUAGUGAUUUAAUUUAUAUAUACACAUAUGGAUUAGAUGGAAGUGAAAAGAGCAUUUAUUAGAUCUCGAGUCUGUGCAUUAAAAACCAGUUUGUAUGUUGUGCUAGAAAUGUUAUAGUUGUGCUUUAAAUUGACUUUGCUGAAUUCCUAUGUAUAGUGGUUUUUCUGAUAUCAGAAUUUCAGGUAAUAAAAGCUAUGUCUGAAUUUGAUACUUUGGUUUACUCCAAUUUUACUCAAGUUCAUAGAUAACUGUAUAUUUACUUUUUUAGUGAACGCCUAUGUGCAAGAUGUUUUUAGGAUAAUAUAAAAGGUACAGAAGGUACUAUUUCUACUUGUCCUGACAGAAUGUAUUUCAAUUUAGAAUGAAAUAUACACUGCCAAUUGAUUGCAAAAGCUGUAUGCAACUAAGUAAGAAGGCAAAGAGAACUGUAUUCCUAAAUCUUAAGGAAGUUUCUAAUAAGAAAAAUAAUCUGAGUUAGAUUCAUUGUAUAGUGACUUUGUUGUUUGAGAAAUCACUAUUCUGACCAACAUUCAUUGUAUUGUUAGAAGAAGGCUUGUGGAUCAAACAUGAAGAAAGUUCAUAAGGAAUUAAACUUUAGUUUAAUUCCGUUUCAGAACUGUGGGGCAGUCUGGGUUACAGCUGAAGGGCAGCUGUUUGUGGAUUAGAUUACAGCAUGAUUUAGAUAAAGUUUGGUUAACUGAAUUUUUUUUUUUUUUAAUGCUAAAGCAGUGUUUGCUCUCAUUUUCAUUAUUUUUAUGUAACCUUUGAGAAAUUCAAUGUAGCUGUCUAACAAAGUUCAUUUUAAAAUAGAGGUCAUGGUCAUUGUAAUUCCUAGAGGAGCCACGAAUGUACUGAAAAAGAGAGCAAACUGUAAAGUUGUGUAGUUCUCUGAGUUGUAAUCUCAGCUGUUACACUUAAUGGUUGCUUAAUUUGGAGCAGGUUAGUUGACCUUAACUCCUGGUUUUCUUCAGCUUAAAAAAGAGAGAGGUUAACUUGAAGUUAUUGUUGAAUGUUAAGAAUGUGAGAAAUAAAUGAGCCAGUGUUUAUAGUACACAAGAAAAGAUAUUCCGAGUACUACACUGAUACUUUGUGAGCAAUGCUAACUAAAUGUUAGUUGCUUUCCCACACUAUGAAAUCAAAAUUGUUUAUAUCACAGGUAGAAUGCUUCAAAUGAUUGAUUUGAAUAUUAUAAACUCAUUAACAAGGAAUUAUGGUUUUGAAGCUUUUGUUUUUUGCAGAUAUACAAUUACUUGGGUUUAGUCUGUCUGAACUAGAGUUCUUUUUUAUUUUAAAUUUAUUAAAUGCUUCACAAUAUAUAAAGUGUAGGUGAGUAUAUGUCUAUAAAUAUAAGGAACUCUUUUGUGUCCCCCGAUCACUCAGUUUUUCUCUGUGCCCCCACCCCAACUGUGAUCAUUUUUUUCUUCCAAUUUUAUUAAGAUGUAAUUGACAUACAACACUAUAGGUUCUUGAAUAUAACAAUUGUAAAAAGUAGUUUGUGAGGUUACCUCUAUUAGGUCUAAGAGGAGAAAAAUUUAUUACAUUUAUUUAAGAUAAAAUAUGAUAUAUUAUUUGAUAGAACCAUAGAAUUUUUCUCCCUGACUCCAGAAAAUUUCUUAGCCUUGCAAACUUCUUGAAGCCCAGGAGAGUAUUAAGGUACUUUGAUUUUCAUAUUGCUGUUAGUGCUAUGGUUUAUAUAUAAAAUAUGCUUCGGUAAAAAAUUGCUUAUGGAUUAAGCAAUAAUAAAUUGCAGUUAUUUAUGGUACAAAUAUGAUACAAUUAAAUUGUACUAGAUCUUAUAGUCAAUUUAUUGGUAAUUGUACUAGAUCUUAUAGUCAAUUUAUUGGUAAUUGUUCCUUUCAGUUUGUUCAGACAGCUGUUCUACUUUUUUGUGAAAGUCCCUUAUAUUUACUAUUGAUAUUAUUAAGUACUUUCUCUAUUUUGCGCAUCAAAAUUUAUUUUGAAAUCAAAAUACUUUCCUUAACCACUUCCACUGCAAGGAUGGUCUGUUUUUUUUUUAUCAGUCCAGUAGUACAUCUCUUCCUGGUACUGAAUAACUUGAAGAGAGUAUUCAUCCUAGCCCUUCCUAUUAUAAUUUCAUUGCUGUGUUCAAGGUGAAUUUCCAGGACAUGGAAACACAUAUAUUCAAAUAUAACCAUUAGAAUAUAAUUUAAGUACUGAGUUUUAUAUUUUUGUGAUAUACAACCCUCUUACUUUUCCAUUAGUAAGAAUAAAAAAUUUGACUGUCUUGGAGUUCCUGUUGUGGCUCAGUGGUAACCAACCUGACGCAUCCAUCAGGAUGCAGGUUCAAUCCCUGGCCUUGCUCAAUGGAUUAAGGAUCCAAUGUAUCCAGUGUUGCCAAGAGCAACGUCCUAGCCUGGGAACUUCACUUUUGACCUCUAGCCAUGGAACUUCCAGGUGCCGCAGGUACAGCUCUAAAAAGAC